Lepus europaeus (European hare) is the source of this 2443-nucleotide messenger RNA. RefSeq names its product family with sequence similarity 200 member C (gene ZBED8). Lineage: Eukaryota; Metazoa; Chordata; Mammalia; Lagomorpha; Leporidae. The transcript is spliced from 2 exons. Bases 128 to 1906 code for a protein of 592 amino acids. The record is from RefSeq and is a predicted model, not a curated record.
GAUACUGUAAUUCCUAGAUAUCACUAAGGAGCCAGUGAAACUUGCGAGGUUCUAUAACACGGGAAAGCCUGCUGGGCGCAAAAUUCUGUGGCAUCUCUGAAAUACUACCUGAGAAUUUUUGUGUGCCAUGUCAAAGAAACGCAAAUGGGAUGAUGACUAUGUUCGUUACUGGUUCACCUGUACAACAGAAGUUGACGGAACUCAACGCCCACAGUGUGUGUUGUGUAACUCAGUAUUUUCAAAUGCUGACCUCAGACCAUCAAAACUGUCAGACCAUUUUAACAGACAGCAUGGCGGUGUGGCUGGGCAUGAUUUGAGUAGCUUGAAGCGUAUACCAACGCCAUCUGAUCAGAGUGAAACCUUGAAAGCAUUUGGUGUUGCAUCUCAUGAGGAUGCCUUAUUGCAAGCAUCAUACCAGUUUGCAUAUUUGUGUGCCAAGGAGAAGAAUCCUCAUACAAUUGCUGAAAAGUUGGUGAAACCUUGUGCGCUAGAAAUAGCACAAAUAGUUUUGGGACCAGAUGCACAAAAGAAGCUUCAGCAGGUACCCUUAUCAGAUGAUGUGAUCCAUUCUAGAAUUGAAGAAAUGAGCCAAGAUAUCUUAGAGCAAGUUCUAGAAGAUAUCAAAGCAAGUCCUCUUAAAGUGGGUAUUCAACUUGCUGAGACAACUGACAUGGAUGACUGCAGUCAGCUCAUGGCAUUUGUGCGAUAUAUAAAGGAAAGAGAGAUUUUAGAGGAGUUCCUAUUCUGUGAACCAUUGCAGAUAACCACGAAAGGAACAGACGUGUUCAACCUCUUCAGAGACUUCUUUGUGAAGCAUGAGAUAGCACUUGAUGUAUGUGGCUCUGUUUGUACUGAUGGUGCAUCCUCUAUGCUAGGAGGAAAUUCAGAAUUUGUUGCCUGUAUGAAAAAAGAGCUACCUCAUAUUGUGAUCACACAUUGUUUGUUGAACCCUCAUACGCUUGUCACAAAGACGUUGCCAACAAAACUGAGGGAAGCUCUGUUUACUGUGGUGAGAGUAAUAAAUUUUAUCAAAGGACGAGCUCCAAAUCAUCGUCUGUUUCAGGCUUUCUUUGAAGAAAUUGGUAUAGAAUAUAGUGUCCUCCUUUUUCAUACUGAAAUGAGAUGGCUUUCCAGAGGCCAGAUACUAACUCAUAUUUUUGAAAUGUAUGAAGGAGUAAAUCAGUUUCUUCACCACCAAAGCAGUAAUUUAGUUGAUGACUUUGAAAAUAAAGAGUUUAAAAUUCACCUGGCAUACGUUGCAGAUUUAUUCAAACACCUAAAUGAACUUAGUGCAUCUAUGCAAAGAACUGGGAUGAAUACAGUGUCAGCUAGAGAGAAGUUAUCUGCUUUUGUUAGGAAAUUUCCUUUCUGGCAAAAACGAAUUGAGAAAAGAAAUUUUACCAACUUUCCUUUUCUUGAAGAAAUAAUUAUUUCAGAUAACGAAGGUGUACGCAUUGCAGCUGAAAUAACACUGCAUCUGCAGCAGCUGAGCAGUUCCUUCCAUGGGUAUUUUUCCAUUGGAAAUCUCGAUGAGGCAAGCAAGUGGGUACUGGAUCCAUUUCUUUUUAACCUUGAUUUUGUUGAUGAUGGCUAUUUAAUGAAAAAUGACCUUGCCGAAUUACGAGCUAGUGGCCAAAUCCUAAUGGAAUUUGAGACAAUGAAACUAGAGGAUUUCUGGUGUGCUCAGUUCACAGUGUUUCCAAACUUGGCAAAGACGGCUCUAGAAAUCCUCCUGCCAUUUGCAACUACCUACCUUUGUGAGUUGGGAUUUUCAUCACUUUUACAUUUUAAAACAAAGUCAAGAAGUUGCUUUAAUAUGAGUGAAGACAUCCGUGUGGCUAUUUCAAAAAAAGUUCCUCGUUUCUCAGACAUCAUUAAACAAAAGCUACCGCAGAAGUCAUUAUAAGCUGAUACACUUUUGGAAUGUAUAAUUUUCUAAUAUAUUCUUAAUAGCAUUGUAAAAUUAAGCUGCAAUUCUGUUUCUUUUAUAUUUAUGGUAUACUGAAUUCUAUGUUUAAAAAUUUUAGCAACUUUAACUUUUAAUGAGGCGUGUGAAAAUGAGCAUUGAGAAUAAGAACACGGCAGUGUCCCAGUGCCUAGUCAAUACAUAGUAUUUUUCUGAUCCUGAAUAUGUUUCACCUGUUGAUGCAGUAGAUGAAAAGGGUUCCAAAGCGCUAGAAUGCCCAGCUAAUUGGUAUCACUGGCUAGGGACUGAGCCGAGAAAAAAAGAGAAGACUUCCCAAAAAUCAAAGGAAAAAAAUGACAGCCUAAGUCCUCCCAUCUGUUAGAGUUAAGGGGACAUCAAUGAAGUCAGAAGAUUAGGAAAUAUAAUAGAGAGGGCUGUUCUAGCUUAUUUAUAAAUGAACUCUGACAAUGUCCCUAGCUCCCAUGCUCUGAGUAACAUGGUAUUAAUAAAUAUCCUAAUAUCAUGUAAGUCUUUGUC